UGGUUGCCCAGAAAAAAAAAACGCCGCACGGUACAGCUGAUGAGACCAUUAACAAGAUGUAUUGCACGUUUGUCCAUUUAUGGCAACCGGCGAAAAUGAUAAGCAUUUGCUGCAUCAACUCACGGUACAUGACACAGCUUAGUUUGUCAGUGUACUCCCACGAGAGCUAGAAUAAAAUCAACCUACCACUUCGAAGUACCGUUCAGUAGUCGGUCAUUCGUCAGCUGUAGAGGAAGGGUUGUCGCGUGUACGUCCUAGUGUUAUUUUCGUAUCUAGUCAUCAUCACCACCUGUUGACGCGCGUCGCGUGAUUCCGGUGUUAUCGAGUGCUUCAAAACUCAUUCAAGCAUGGCGUUCAACAAAGAUGAAAUGCACGCACCGACCUGGAUGGACCAGGCCUUUUUCGAGAGGGUCCUGAAACACUCGGAGAAAGACCCGGCGGUGACGGUUAGCGCGCUCAAGAUCGUUCCCGGGUCCAAUGCUGGGGAUCACUACGCCAGCAUCAUCUUCCGGGCGGCCGUCAGUUACCAGAGCCGUGGAAAAAGCCACGAAGCGUCCCUGAUUGUGAAAACCGUUCCGGCCGAGGAGGGCAUGAAGAAGGAAUUGCUGAAAAACGGCAUGCUGUUUGAGACGGAAACGUUGAUGUACAGUACGGUUCUACCGGAGAUGUACCGGCUGAUGAAGGCCGCCGGUGAUGAGACCGAACUGGGACCGAGGCUUCUUUACAGCACCAGUGAACCACACUGGGUGAUGGUAUUCAGUGACCUUUCCGUGCGUGGAUACACCGUCAAAUCUAGCCAGAUGGACUUGACGGAGGCCAAGAUGCUGUACGCCAAGUUGGGCCGUUGGCAUGCCGCUUCCACCUAUCUAGCUGACUCGAUGCCCGUACUGAAAACCCUGGACAAAGGACUUGGGACCAUGGACCUUCGAGAGUUCAAACCCAUGUGGACGAGUUUUAUCAUCACGCUUUCCAAAGUGUGUCAGACUUGGCCAGGCUUCGAAAGCUACGGAGACAAGCUGGAGCAAAUUAGUGAGGCCAUUUUCGACAAAUUGAGGAUUAUCUACACCCUGGACGAAACGACGCGGUACCACGUGCUAAACCACGGAGAUUUGCAUUCUAAAAAUUGCAUGUACAAAAUUGUGGAGGGAAAAACCGAAGAUAUCCUAUUGCUCGACUACCAAAUCUGCAUGUGGGGAACUCCGGCCAUCGACUUGAUCUACUCGAUGUAUAAUGCGGUCGACUAUGACACCAGAAACAGUCACCGCGAUGAGCUGAUCAAGUUCUACUACGAUGAAUAUGUGGCCGCGUUGAAUCGAUUUGGCUACCUGAAGAAAAUUCCAACCCUCGUAGAUCUACACGUUGAAAUCACGAAAUGUGGUCAUCUCGAAUCCUUCCUGAUUUGUACCUUCCUGCCCAUGAUGAUGGUGAUGAUGGAAGAAGGGGUGCCUCAGCCACCACCAAAUGCCGAGGAUGAAGGUUUCGAGUUUGACUUUGGCAAUGAGAGCAAAAUGACGGAGCUGAUCAAGCACAACUUGCGGAAUCCGAGGUGUGAAGAGGCUAUGAAGAAGUAUUUGCCCAUGCUGCUGUACAAGGGUUUGCUAGACGUUUGAGAACAAGUAUAUUUGUUGAAAUAAACUGUUGUUUUAGUGUUAGAUUACAA
Molecule: messenger RNA, 1660 nt
Organism: Culex quinquefasciatus (southern house mosquito)
Lineage: Eukaryota; Metazoa; Arthropoda; Insecta; Diptera; Culicidae
Exons: 6
Coding region: 348-1610 (420 amino acids)
Source: RefSeq, a predicted model, not a curated record